AUGGAGAAUCCGCUCAAGGCACUGAGUCCAUCACAGAAGCGCGUUUUGGCGGUGGUGUUGUUGGGCGGGGGCUGCUCUGCGGCGUCGUACCUUGGCCACGAGAUCGCCAAGGCUCAGGCGGAACAGAAAGAGCUCGCCGCGGACCUCGAAAAGUCUAACGGUCGCAAGAAAUCAAGGAUCGCAGUGGACAGGGUGUUUGCGCGGAGGCUGCUGCGCAUCUUGUCCAUAUGCAUUCCAUCGCCGUUUUCGAAAGAGGCACUUCUGGUAUUGUUCCAAGGGGGUCUGCUGUUCUCAAGAACACUGCUGACACUGCGGAUGUCACGAUCCGAGGGCAAGGCUGGCAGAGCCUUGGUGACGUUGGAGCUGGAGACGUUCUGGAGAGAGGUCUUGAAGUUUGGGGCCAUUGGAAUUCCAGCGGCCCUUGUCAAUGCUGGUUUAAAGUACAUGCAGAAAUACAUUCAGCAGGUCUUCCAGGAAAGGGUGACUAAGCAUUUGCACCUUCACUACUGCAGCAACCGUGCAUACUAUGCUGCAUCCACUCUUGGAGGGCUCACCCUUGCUGACCAGAGGAUCACAGAGGAUGUAGAGAAGUUUGCUGAUGCGAUCAGUGAGCUGUACAGCUACACAUUAAAGCCUCUCCUGGAUGUCGUGCUCUUCACUCGAGCAUUGGCACCAGUGAUGGGUUACCAGACACAGCUGGGGCUGUAUUUGUAUUAUGUUUGCACAGCUCUAAUUCUCAGAUCGACAAGUCCACCCCUGGCAAUGAUGGUUGCUCAGGAGUCAGGCUUGGCAGGCUCUUUCAGAAGCGCACAUCAGAGGCUGGUUGCCAACGCUGAGGAGGUGGCAUACAAUGAUCCACCUGGUGGUGCAACAGAACAACUUGUGCUGAACCAGCACCUGCACAGGCUGCUGCGCUACACUGAGCUCUCUGCGUUUCAGAGGUUUGUGUACAAGAUGACUGAGGGCUAUUUGGUGAAGUAUUUCGCCUCCUGCAUCACACUCCUGGUGUACGCUGUCCCCAUUUACUACCAGGCCCCUGAGAUGCGCCAGUCUCAGGACCAGCUAACUCAAGAUUACAUCAGGGCCAUGCGUCUCCUGCAGAAUACCUCCAGGGGCAUUGGCGAUCUGAUUAUGGUGUACAAACGAGUGACGACCCUUUCAGGUCACACAUCAAGGGUCUCUGAGCUUCUAGAACAGGUUGAGCAAUUGAGUUCUGCAGAUGCAGAGCAUAAGGACCUUUUCCUGAAGAACAUUUCUGCGACUGGGGAGGCAGCAGGAAUGGACAACCUUGCCACAGGUCUGGGUAUGGGCUCCGGUGCAGAUGUUGUGGCCCCAAGGCGUUUGGUUGGCGAUGUGAUAAAGUUUCAUCGUUUGGCUCUCAAUGCCCCAGAUGGCACACCCCUCAUUCGGGAGUUGUCGUUUGAAGUGAAGCCUGGUCAGUCUGUCAUCUUGAUGGGACCCAAUGGCAGUGGCAAGUCAUCUCUUAUGAGGGUAUUGGCUGGGUUGUGGCCACUCAUGGCUGGUGAGAUCACCACACCUGCCAAGCACGACAUGUUCUACCUGUCCCAGAAGGCAUACCUUGUGACGGGCUCGCUGAGGGACCAGCUGCUUUACCCCGACCCUCCCCAGAUGGUUUGGAGGACAGCUAGAAGGGAAGACAAGCGCCAUUUCGUCAACGUGCGAGGCCGUGCCCCCACAGCCGUUGAUGAUUCGAGGCUGCUGGAGUGCCUCGAGCUUGUGGAGCUUGGAUACCUGGUGACAAGGGGGAAGGGCUGGGAACAAGUUCAAAAAUGGGAGGAGACGUUGAGCGGCGGGGAGAAGCAGCGCAUUGCAAUGGCCAGGCUCCUCUUCCAUCGCCCCAAAUAUGCCAUAUUGGAUGAAGCCACCAGCGCGGUGAGCGCUGAUGGCGAGCAGAAGCUUUACGAGGCGUGUCUCAGGGCUGACAUUACACUGCUCUCCAUAGCACAUCGGCAUUCGGUGAAACGAUUUCAUUCUUUAGUGAUAAAUUUCGACGGCAGUCAAUCUGGCAAUGGCUGGAGCAUUGAAGAGUGA
Molecule: messenger RNA, 2052 nt
Organism: Ostreobium quekettii
Lineage: Eukaryota; Viridiplantae; Chlorophyta; Ulvophyceae; Bryopsidales; Ostreobiaceae
Source: the annotation of a GenBank genome assembly